Messenger RNA from Morus notabilis, 2135 nucleotides. RefSeq lists its product as uncharacterized. Lineage: Eukaryota; Viridiplantae; Streptophyta; Magnoliopsida; Rosales; Moraceae. The coding region runs from base 177 to 1745 and encodes 522 amino acids. Gene Ontology annotation, molecular function: zinc ion binding. The record is from RefSeq and is a predicted model, not a curated record. The transcript has 8 exons.
UUGUUUUCAUCAUUAGUGCAACUGAGCUUUCUAAUCUCCAAUCUUAAAUUUCCACUAUUAUUCUAAUUCUCUUCAUACCUUUUUAUGAGUGUAAGCUAAGCAAAAGCAACACUCAGGAGCUAGCUAACUAAACUCUCUUCAAAAUUAGGGUUUAUUUUUCUUAGUUUUGAAUUUUGAUGGAAAAUUCGGGUGCCCAGCUUCAACCACUUGAAGAAUCAUCCGCGGAUUCAACUCUCCAGUCGCAGACAUGUAAUGAAGAGAGAAAAUGUGAAGGAACCUUACUUGUUCAACAGUCAAGACGGCCUAAUCUCUCUUCGUUGCAAAUUCCUGUGAGAUCUCUUGAAAACUCUUUGUCCGCUUUUACGAGGACUGACAUCUCUUCUGUGCCAAGUCCUGCUUCCACUAGAGUGGGACUGCCCCCUAGGCCAAAUUCAGCUAAGGUCAGGUCAUCCAUGAAAAAUCUGUUUCCUCAAAGAAGCAUUAAAGUGAAAAAUCCAUCCCAGGAUGCUGAGAGGACCGUCCUCAUUAUACCGGAUACACCCCAAUCAGAUGGUUCUCAAGAAAGGCCUACUACUUCAAGAUCGUUCUCUCUUAAUAAGGUUUUCUUCUCUUCAUCAACCAAAAUGACAAGUUCUUUACCAGUUACACCAAUGGCAAAUUCAGGCCCUGAAUCAGUACAGGAUAGACAUCUGGAGAGUCAAUCUGAGUUUUCUACAAUCGAAGUCAAGCAUCAUAUGACCCGCUCAUUAUCAGUGCCAGUAAAUGUUAAGACUAGAAGUUUAAGGCGAAUGGAUUCUGGAGGCAUGAUCCGUGUGAUUUCAGCAACUCCGCGUCCUGCAACAGUUGAUGGUGCCUCGCCAAAUGAUGCCCGCGCAACAGAAAGCGCUAGUGAAGAUGCCGGUGAAGAUAUUCCCGAAGAAGAAGCAGUUUGCAGGAUUUGUUUGGUUGAGCUUGGGGAAGGUGGUGACACCCUAAAAAUGGAGUGCAGCUGCAAAGGAGAGCUGGCUCUUGCUCACCAAGAGUGUGCAGUGAAAUGGUUUAGCAUUAAAGGCAACAAGACCUGCGAUGUCUGCAAGCAAGAUGUCAAAAACCUGCCCGUGACAUUGUUAAAAAUACAUAACGCUCAAACUCUAAGACGGCCUCCUGCAACACCACAUCAGAGAGAAACUAAUCGCUAUAGGAUUUGGCAGGAUAUUCCAGUACUUGUCAUGGUCAGCAUGCUUGCGUAUUUCUGCUUUUUGGAGCAACUUCUGGUGUCUGAUCUGGGUCCUCGAGCACUUGCUAUUUCUUUACCGUUCUCUUGUGUUUUGGGUAUCCUUUCGUCCAUGAUUGCUUCCACAAUGGUGAGUAGGAGUUACAUAUGGGCUUAUGCUUCUUUCCAGUUUGCCAUCGUCAUUCUGUUUGCUCACAUUUUUUACACCAUUCUUAACGUAAACCCAAUUCUUUCGGUCCUCCUUUCCUCAUUCACCGGCUUUGGGAUUGCAAUCAGCACAAAUACUCUUCUGGUCGAGUACCUUAGAUGGAGAACCAACAGGCAGCUUCAAUCUACUCGCCAACAAAUUGAAAUCGCACUGCAGCAACAGCAACAAAUUCAUCACCAGCAGCAGCAACAACAUCAAGAGCAAUAUCAACACCAUCACCUGCAACCAUUGUCAGAAAACCCGCAGCAGCAACAGCAACAAUUUGAAAAUCCAAACCCAGGGCCUACUCAUAGUUCCAGGCAGCAAGUUAUUCUGACGACAUAGUCGAUAAAGAUAUAAAUAACGAGUUGGGUUUAAUUGAAAGGUUCUUAACGGAGUAAAACGGCUUACAGGUUUCCCAUGGUUUUCAACAUUUUUGGAAUUUUCGUUAGAAGUUUGGCCAGAAGGUUUUAAUACCACUUGAGGUUUGAAUAUUGUUGUGAUUUUUUUAACGUUGGGAAAAGACCCACUUCACAAGCUCUCGAGUUCAUCAGGUUUGAGCCUAUUGAGGUUUUUGUUACAACUAUCAUUGUGUUUUUUUAGGGCUGGGGAGUGUGAGGUUUGUGGUUUUGUGUUGUCUGAUUGUAAAUGUACAUUAUGUAUCUUCAAACACAUUGUAAAAUAUAGUAGUCACAAAUUCUUUGUUCCAGAAUCCCUAAAAAAAGUUAGGGUGAU